AUGCUGUCUCUAGAUUUUUUGGACGAUGUGCGGCGGAUGAACAAGCGGCAGCUCUAUUAUCAAGUCCUAAAUUUUGGAAUGAUUGUCUCCUCGGCACUAAUGAUCUGGAAGGGGUUAAUGGUCAUAACUGGAAGUGAAAGUCCGAUUGUAGUGGUGCUCAGUGGCAGCAUGGAACCUGCAUUUCAUAGAGGAGAUCUUCUCUUUCUAACAAAUCGAGUUGAAGAUCCCAUACGAGUGGGAGAAAUUGUUGUUUUUAGGAUAGAAGGAAGAGAGAUUCCUAUAGUUCACCGAGUCUUGAAGAUUCAUGAAAAGCAAAAUGGACAUAUCAAGUUUUUAACCAAAGGAGAUAAUAAUGUGGUUGAUGACCGAGGCCUCUAUAAACAAGGACAACAUUGGUUAGAGAAAAAAGAUGUUGUGGGAAGAGCAAGGGGAUUUGUUCCUUAUAUUGGGAUUGUGACGAUCCUCAUGAAUGACUAUCCUAAAUUUAAGUACGCUGUGCUCUUUUUGCUGGGUUUAUUUGUGCUGGUCCAUCGUGAGUAA
Rangifer tarandus platyrhynchus (Svalbard reindeer) is the source of this 540-nucleotide messenger RNA. The record is from the annotation of a GenBank genome assembly. NCBI's taxonomy places the organism in Eukaryota, Metazoa, Chordata, Mammalia, Artiodactyla, Cervidae.